CGCACACCUGUGGGGGUCAGCCGCUUGACUAGAGAAAAUGGUCCGAGACUCUGUUUAUAAGAGCAUCUGAAGCGGUCCAGGGUCAGGACACGUGCUGCCCGCUGCUCCCCGCCGAUAGGAUGGCAGGACGACGCCGCUGCGUUUGAAGCGCACGCGUUGUUGUGGUGUUGGUUGUGCCUGCGUGCGCGUUCCGGACUAUCCAAGGCGAUGCGCGCCGAGCAGAAGCGGCGGGGUCCCGCGUGUGCGGUGGCGCUGCUGCCCCACGCCAUCCUCAUCCUCUCCCUGGUCGGCUACGCGCUGCUGGGCGCCGCGCUCUUCCACGCCAUCGAGGGAAGAAGCGAUGGAAACGGGACGCGCGAGGGUUACCGGGAGUUCGUGAAAGCGGUGGUGGAGACGGUGCGCAACAACUCCGCUAAGCCUGAAGACGCUCUGCUGAAUGAUGUGGGCCAAGAUCUUGAGAUGAUCUUGAAGGAUUACAAGUCUGUGUGGUCUCAGAAGCCUGAAAGGUGGCACUUCUACGGCUCGCUCUUCUUCUGCUGCACAGUCUUCACCACUGUGGGUUAUGGAGACAUCUAUCCAGUGACCCUGACCGGCAAAGUUGCAUGCAUCCUCUAUGCGAUGGUGGGCAUCCCGCUCAUGCUGCUGGUCAUUUCAGACGUUGGUGACAUUCUGGCUAAGCUCUUCUUCAAGAGCUACAGGAGCCUCCACUCCCACUGCAAGCGCCUGUUCUCUCACAUCUGGAGCCCCCGCAAAAAGCCUAAAGAGUUUGCCACCAUCCGUGACGGCACCUACAUCUUCAACCGGGAUGUGAUAUUGCAGGAGGACAACCGCCAUAUGGCCAUCCAUUUGUCCAUCAAGCAAAAGGCCAAGCAGGUCCUUGAGAAUGUGGAGAUGUUUGACCGCAUCAUUGCCAGGGAGAAGUUUGAAUGCAAAUGGCCGUUGGCUCGCUCACACUCCUGCCCUGAACUUGACCAAAUGCCCCCUCCACCUGAAGACUUCAAGUUUUGGGACUUCACAUCCAUUGGCCAAGAAAUGGACCGCUUCAAAGUUCCCUUCCUGGUGAUUCUCUUGGUGGUCUUUGCCUACAUCCUGAGCUGUGCCCUAAUCCUGCCACUUUGGGAAAUCAGUUUUUCUACAUUUGAUGCUUUCUAUUUCUGCUUCAUCACUCUCACCACCAUUGGCUUCGGUGACGUUGUUCCCAAUCAUCCCAAGUUCUUCAUGCUCACCUUCCUCUUCAUCAUCAUGGGCAUGGCCAUUAUGAGCAUGGCGUUUAAAUUGGGUCAGUCACGCAUCGUCCACUGCUACCACCGCUUUAUUCGCUGCUUUAGCUGCCUCGGUGUGGGGAAAGUGGGUAAAUACGAUGUACAGGGGGAGUGACCGGCUUGGAGGAUUCAUGCGAAAAAAUAUGGGAUGUUCCUUUGUGUUAGCACAUCUAGAACAUUUAACCCUCGCCAUUUUUUUUGCCAUUGAAACAAAUAGAAAAAAGUUCAAAAGUGCAGACUUAGACCUGGCCAUACAGAAGGUAAAUUGAAAAGUGUACAUUACUUGGCAAAAGUCAGAAACCACCCUUCAUUCAGUCAUUAAGUACAAGUUAUUCAGUGUUUAAGGGAUGUUUCUGAAGAAAUUUGAAAUAAGAUGAUACGCUUGAAUAAGGAAGGAGAAAGCCAAAAAUAAGUGAGUUAAAAAAUGAUACAGAGAAAAUAAGACUCCUGACAACCACCUGGAAGACCUGGUAGACACCAAACCUACCCCAAUCAGAUAAACAGCACUUAAACCUGAGUCAAGAGACAAAAUCAAACUGCUUCAGAUUUGAAAACAUCCACAGGUGGUUUUGUUCAUCCUUCCACCGUGAGAAGAUGACUCAGCACUAUGGGUCUGAAAGGAUGUGUAGCUGCUCAAGAAGAACCUCACUGAGAAAAGG
This is a messenger RNA of Pygocentrus nattereri (red-bellied piranha), 1921 nucleotides long. It is a transcript of the gene kcnk18, whose product is annotated as potassium channel, subfamily K, member 18. NCBI's taxonomy places the organism in Eukaryota, Metazoa, Chordata, Actinopteri, Characiformes, Serrasalmidae. The record is from RefSeq and is a predicted model, not a curated record. The transcript is spliced from 3 exons. Gene Ontology annotation, molecular function: potassium ion leak channel activity. Gene Ontology annotation, biological process: potassium ion transmembrane transport; stabilization of membrane potential. The coding region runs from base 208 to 1377 and encodes 389 amino acids. Gene Ontology annotation, cellular component: membrane.